CGUCACAUUACGAGUAUGAGCCAUGGGGAAAGGUACGGAUAAGCUAUAUAUCACACACUCCGAGUGGUCAUCUUCAGACGCCUACUCGGCAAAUACGGGUUCGCGAACCGGUUCUAAUGGCGCAUCCUUCAAACGAUUACCCUUCAACUUUUGCGCCGCCAGUCUCCAGCCUUUCAAGAAUCCCGUCUGUACCCCCGAUGGAACCAUAUUUGACGUCGAGGUUAUCUCAAAAUGGCUCGAGAGUCACGAUACCAAUCCCGUGAACGGCGAACCAUUAGCGGCACGCGACCUUAUCAAGCUUAACUUCGCGCGCAAUGGAGACGUUGACUCCAAGGGUGCAGACGGACUGGGUGGCGACGGGAAGGGGGAUUUCAUCGACCCGGUCACCUUCAAGGUGCUCACCGACAAUACCCACGUUGUCGCGAUUCGACACGGAACCUACGCAAACGUUUUCGCUUGGGAGACGGUUGAGAGGAUGAACAUCAAAGCGAAGAUGUGGCGAGAUCUUGUCGACGACGUAGAGUUUAGUCGCUCGGACAUUAUCACGCUCCAAGAUCCUCAGAAUGCCGCUAGCAGAGAUUUAAGCCAAUUUCAGCAUUUAAAAAAUGGCGGAGAUGCGCUCUUGACCAAGGAGCAGGAAGAGGAGAGAAAAGAAGGCAACGUCAAUAUCAGCGCCUUGGGUAGGGUAGGUGACAAGGUUUUGAGAGCGAAAGAGGCCGUUGAGAAGGCAAGGAAGGAACGUGAAGCUGGGGGCGACAUCAACCGUUCCAAAGCAGUCACAAAAGCUCCAGGAAGCAAUAAUGCUCGACCAUCCAUGAUACAGGAUAAGAAGCAAAACUAUAAUUCUGCAGCAUAUACGACGGGUAAAGCCGCAGCCAGUUUCACAAGUACAGGAUUGACACCCGAAACCAGUGGCGAACGGGCCACGCUGACCGAUGAGGAGUACAUGUUAAAACCAAAGAGGGUAAAGAUAAAAGGCUACGCACGGAUUGAGACGAAUCUAGGCGAUUUAAACAUCGAGCUACAAACCGAAUAUGCCCCGAAGGCAGUGUGGAAUUUUAUUCGAUUGUCGCAAAAAGGAUACUACAGAGGCGUCUCCUUCCAUCGAAACAUUAAAAACUUCAUGAUUCAAGGGGGUGAUCCGUCAGGCACCGGACGGGGAGGUACUAGCAUAUGGGGCAAGAAUUUCCAGGACGAAUUCGAAGGUCCGCUAACGCACGAUUCUCGAGGCGUUCUUAGUAUGGCUAAUAAAGGAAAAAAUACAAACUCGAGCCAGUUCUUCAUCACAUACCGCCCAGUCAAGCAUCUAGAUAGAAAACACACCAUCUUCGGAAAAGUUGUGGGCGGCUUGGAUAUCCUGAGCAAGAUGGAGGCGGUACCUACGGAUGGUUCGGAUCGCCCCCUGAAUAAGAUAUUCAUCAAGGAUGUCGUUGUCUACCUCGACCCAUUCGACGAGUUCCUAAGGCAGAAAGCCGAGCGCGACAAGCUCGCAGAGACCCAAGCAGAGAUUCAGCGGACAGGAGGUACCGAAGACGACCAGCUAACGUGGACGGGAAAGCGGGUAAGACGGGAUGGCACGGUUGAGCAGGGCGGGGGUGGCGGUACCGUAGGCAAGUACCUCCAGGCCGCGAUAAAGCAGCAGGGCAACGAGGACGAGAUUAUCGAGGAGGACGUCGAUACGUGGGAGGAGCCGGUGAAGAAAAAGGCUAAGGUUGGUGGGUUUGGAAAUUUUGACAAUUGGUAAAACGGAUUGCAUUGCGUGGCGUUGGGUGAUACCCAGAGUCUGUAGAAUAUUAUCUAGAUUGGGCUCUAAUAAGAACUUUUGAUGAGUUUAUGUGGUUGUUGUAGUUAUAGCUAUUGUAAAGAGUAAUUCGUAGUAGUUACUCAUAAUAUUGUUGUCUCUUUCUAAGAUUCGUGAUUAACUACAUGAUUUGAAAAGCCUGGCCAUAUGAAGACCUUGUAGUUUAUUUAAUUCUUAAGAAAAAUGUAAGCCCUUUGGCUGAGGCAUAAA
Messenger RNA from Daldinia vernicosa, 2011 nucleotides. RefSeq lists its product as uncharacterized. Gene Ontology annotation, biological process: protein peptidyl-prolyl isomerization; protein folding; protein polyubiquitination. The transcript has a single exon. The coding region runs from base 23 to 1744 and encodes 573 amino acids. Gene Ontology annotation, molecular function: peptidyl-prolyl cis-trans isomerase activity; ubiquitin-ubiquitin ligase activity. The record is from RefSeq and is a predicted model, not a curated record. Gene Ontology annotation, cellular component: catalytic step 2 spliceosome. NCBI's taxonomy places the organism in Eukaryota, Fungi, Ascomycota, Sordariomycetes, Xylariales, Hypoxylaceae.